AUGAAAGAUCCUUCAAGUUUGAGGAAAGAUGAAAAUACACUUGAUCAUUCGUAUCUAAUCCAUAAACAUCAGGAGCAUCACGAGGAUAAAGAUGAACAUUUAGAAAAUAAAAGUAAUGAUCACAAACAUGAACAUGAACAUUCAGAAAGUCAUGAUCACGAUCAUGGUAUUUUUCACGUUCAUACUCAUGAUCAUAAAGAAGGUGCGGAACAGUUGAUCAGUGCUUUAUCCAGUGGGAGGAUAGAUAGAGGUACAAAGAUUACUUUGCUAGGUCUCGGAACAAACGUCGGAUUGACGGUUUCGAAAGGUAUCGCUGGAUUAUGGAUGAACUCCGCUUCUUUAUUAGCAGAAGCUGGACAUUCUUUAUCUGAUUUGUUAGGGGACUUUGUAACCUUGGCUACUUGGAGGAUAUCACGUAAACCACCGACUGAUAGGUUUCCUUGGGGAUACAGUAAAUUCGAGACUAUCGGGACUUUAUCCGUUAGCGUUAUUCUCAUAGUCGGGGGAGCUAUUGGAAUUGGAUUACAUUCAUAUUCUCUCUUACUACAUACCCUCUUACCGUACCUCGAAUCACUUCCCCCAGACACUCUCCUCCAUUCUCUUGGGGGUAAACUCCCAAGUAUCCCUUCACCUCUUUUAGAAUUAUUUCAUUCUCAUGGACCUUCCGCCAUUCCUCACGAUCAUCUCUCCGCAUCGAACCAAGUAAUUGACGCUCACGAACACCUUUCUUCUCUUUCCAACGAACAUGGAUCACAUGAUCACUCUCAUGGUGGGAAUUACGAAAUGACAUUAAAUCCACAUGCAGCUUGGUUCGCAGCUGGAAGUGUUUUGGUCAAAGAAUGGUUAUAUCGUCUUACUACUAGAGUUGCGGCUGAAGAACAUUCCCCAGUUCUGAAAGCGAAUGCAGUACAUCACCGAGCAGACGCUUUAACGUCAUUAGUAGCUUUAGGUAGUAUACUUGGAUCUUCCAUUGGAGGAUACAAAUUCUUAGAUCCUUUAGGUGGUUUAGCAGUAUCAUUCUUUAUACUUCAACAAGGUUUGGUAAUGUCUCGAACGGCAUUGUUGGAAAUUGUUGAUGCAGGGGUUGAUCAGACUACUCAGAAAGCUAUAGAGGGGAUUGUGGAGGAGUUGGUAGAUGGGAAAAGUUUAUUACGUGUUAGGAAUGUUAGAGGUGUUAGGAGUGGUGGUCAAACACAUUUAGACCUCACGAUUUCAGUUCCGGCAAGUAUGUCAGUCCGUCAAUCUCACGCCGUGGAGAGUAGAGUCAGAGAAGCUGUUUUACAUAGACGAAAAGAUGUUAGGGAAGUAAAGAUACAUGUACAUGGAGAAGAAAAUGGAGUUGAGGAAUUGGUAGAUCAUCAACUGGAUGGAAAUGAGAGGAGAACUGAUUUUGGUGGUUGUGAAGUUGAUGAUGAUCAGAGUAAAAAUAGAUGA
Tremella mesenterica DSM 1558 is the source of this 1434-nucleotide messenger RNA. RefSeq lists its product as uncharacterized. The record is from RefSeq and is a predicted model, not a curated record. The transcript has 7 exons. Gene Ontology annotation, molecular function: monoatomic cation transmembrane transporter activity. Gene Ontology annotation, cellular component: membrane. Lineage: Eukaryota; Fungi; Basidiomycota; Tremellomycetes; Tremellales; Tremellaceae. Bases 1 to 1434 code for a protein of 477 amino acids. Gene Ontology annotation, biological process: monoatomic cation transport; transmembrane transport.